Penicillium olsonii is the source of this 3891-nucleotide messenger RNA. The record is from the annotation of a GenBank genome assembly. Lineage: Eukaryota; Fungi; Ascomycota; Eurotiomycetes; Eurotiales; Aspergillaceae.
AUGGCCGACCUACACUCUCCGGCCUCCAUGGGCCCGUUCUCAAAACCGAAAUCAACUGAAAGCAAAUCACACACGCCAAAGACUCGAUCACGAUCAAGACCUUCGCGUCGGUGGGACUCGUCGCCUAUUCCCUCGUCCCCGCCUGGCCUCCCAACUCCCGCAUUCUCUCCAGAGGGACAAACGGACGGGCAAACAGACGAUGACGACCUUGUCGAAGAUACGCUAUCGCCUUUCGAUCCGCGCAGGAUCACGCCGACCCUGCAUGCCUCGCUGGUAUCGGAGAUCCUCUCACUACGCCGCGAGAUUGAAAACAAAACCAAGGCUAUCGAUGGACUAGAGGAGAGCUUGGACGAGUCGAAAACAGAGAAUGAAACGCUCUCCGCGAACCUUUCCCAAGUAACUCGGGAAGGGCGCUCGUUGAAGCACCAAAUUCAGCUACUGGAAGGCGGGACAUCAUCUGCGAUGAACGAGUUAGUCCGGGAGCGCGACGAAGCAGUCGAGAACAUCAAUGAUGUUCGUAAGAAGCUUGACCAGGCGCAGAAGAAGACGCGCGGCCGGGAAGAAGAGCUCGAGCGCACCCAGGAGCUGUGGAAUCAAGACCAAGAUGCCUGGGCGAACGAGCGGCGUGCCUGGGAACGCAAAGUCCAUGUAGUAGAAGGGCGCCUGAAGACUGUCUUGAAUGAGUUCGCGGCCGCCCAGGAAGUCGCGACUCUUAAUUCCCAUUCCCAGAAAAGUGAGAAUGGGGACGAAGACAAGGCCAAGGAAAGUGACUCCGCUAGCAUUGCGUCCAGCAGCUUCGGCCGCCGGCGCACGAGCGUGACAACCGUCAGCUCGAAUGAUGGAGAGUUGACCUCCAGCUUCCACAAUGUGCGAUACUCCGUGAUGAGCAUGGCUCCUGGAGCUAGCAACAGUUCCGGGUUGAACUUGGCGGAGGAACUCGACUUCGACGAGGAGGAUGAUUUCGCUCCAUCUGACGAUGAGACCCCCGCGUCUCCAGAGGCUCUCCCUGAGGAGCGACCCGUGUCUGUUCAUUCACAGGCAUCCCAUAGCAUCUCUUUCAAAGCUAGAAAACUGCUUGGUCUCUCCAUGCAAAGCGCAGACUCACCCGUCGCUUCAGAGUUCCGUGUUCGGGACGUUGACCAGGAUGGCCCGUCGAAGGAAGCCAAGGUCGGCGCUAAUUACUGUGACACCGCUGUCCAAUACUCGCCACCGCCAUCUCCCAGAAUUGCGCCCGUGACAUUGGAGAAAGAUGAUUUCAGACCUUUGGACGGUCCGGAGCCAACCGAAUCUGCGAGCGAGACACCUGAAAUCGAGACGAAAGAUGCGACAACGUUGACUAUUGGAACCGAAAUGAUUUCGACUUCAUGCCAGACCGUGGGCGAACUCCCAAGUCCGCCGUGGACACCUAAGGUGGUAGACGCGCCGCCUGCCCCGGUUGAACUCCCCCGAGAGCCGGUACAAAUGACAUCGGUCUCUACUCAGACGGAUGUACAGCCAGAAGUUGUCCACAACGAGAAGCGCACCAGCUUGUCACCAAACGAUCUUCCAUCACCGAUGGACAUUCCAGUAAUCACAAUUCACGCACCCGGCUCAGAGCCGUCUUCGCCUCGAAACAGUGUCGUUCUUCCACCCCAAACUAAGAAUGUCGGGUGUCAGGUUAACUUCAGAGCGAUUGCGGAUUGUCAAUCCGUUGCCAUUCAAACGGAGGAGAUUCGCAUUGAUCAACGACCCGUCAAAUUGCCCGCCAGUCUGCUUCCUUCGGCCAUUCAAGAUGUGCUCCCUCGCACUGAACCCCAGGAGACCAGCCUCGAGUCCUAUUCCGCGCCCCCUCUGCCCCCGCGCUCAGAGAAGCGAAAGCAAAGACGUGCAGGAACAGACAAAGAUGUGAAAUCUUCAAGGGAACCAAGCCUUGAUCAUGUGCAAGCCUACCCAGGAAAUAACGACAAUGGCCCGUUAUCAGAGGGCGCAUUGUCCAACAUCCGGCGACCCCUGCGAUCCAGCAGUCUUUUCGCCGGUUUCGAGCACAACAGCGACGAGGAAGGCCCGCAUGGGGAGCGCGAAGUGUUCACCGAUGACGAGCUUCUCAAUCGACCAUUUGCCUCAUACACCGUCAGCCGUGGCAAGCUCGUCAACGCAAAAUCAAGACCCAGCCUAGACAGCAUGACCCUUCCCGAAAUCGACGAGCAGCUCUCCAGCCCUGAAUCCAUGCCACCCGCAAUUGGCCGCUCUCGGCCUUCGCAGAGAUCCAGCACGGCCUCCUCCAGCAUUCGCCAACCCGGUAUGCGCAAGAUGGCCAUGAUCUCCAACGGAGCAGCUGUGCAUCAAAGGACCUUCGCUCGGACUUCGAGCGAACCGAGUCUCGAUAGCGGAAGUGCAGGCUCUAGCAUUGCCCCGCCAUUCCCCGUUCCCGUUCGACUGAGCUCUCGCAAGAUCCCGCUCAACAGCAGUGACGGGCCACCAAGCCCGACGCGCUCUGUUGGCCGAAAGUUCUCGGACACCAGCGGCCAAUCGCUAGUGAGGCGACCUACUCUUCGUCGCGUGCGGUCCGCGACAGCUAUGUCUCAAUCUGAGGUCACUGAGAGACCCGAGACACAGUCUUCUCCGUCACAAUCGUUCUCGACCUUCUCUCCUGGGUCACCCACGUAUCAACCGUAUCGACCACCGCCGUUGCCAUUCGACGAUAUCACAGCACCGCGGGAGCGGCGCGUAUCCGCCAAACGCGCCUCACACCGCGCAACCCCAUCCUACCGAAGCCAAGAUCAACGCGAGCGCAAAGACUCUAUUAGUGGUGUGCAGUCAACCAGCGUUGUCGAUGCUAUUGCGCAGACGAUGGUUGGUGAGUGGAUGUUCAAAUACGUCCGUCGACGCAAGUCCUUCGGCAUGGGUGAAUCCAAGGACAACUGGGAAGGCAAGAAUCCGGACGAGGUCUCCGCGAACAUCACCAACAGCGGCGUCCGGCACAAACGCUGGGUGUGGCUGGCUCCAUACGAAGGCUCCAUCAUGUGGAGUAGCAAACAACCCACCAGCGGCCCCGCGCUGCUAGGAAAGAGUGGCCGAAAGUUCACAAUUCAAUCCGUUCUCGACGUCAAAGACGACAACCCUCUACCAAAGGGCACCUCACCACCUCCAUUCAACCGCUCCAUCCUCGUUCUCACUCCUCAACGUGCUCUGAAAUUCACCGCUCUCUCAAUCGAACGCCACUAUGUCUGGUUAACCGCCCUCUCCUUCCUCAGCCACUCCGCCAUGGGCCUGCACGAUCUCGCAGCCCUCCCUCCAAUCCCCACUGAAGAACACACCCAAUCAAACAGCACCCUACGCCGCAACCCAAUCCGCGAUUCCAUUCGCGUCGCCAAAGGCCGACCCCGCCCCAUGCCAGGGAAACGGUUCGCCAGUGCCGGCCCUCCCUCCGUCCCCGAACUACCAAAAGAGAGUCUCGACCUCGCCGCCGACGCACCCCACGUGCCACGCUUCGCCCACAACCGCAAACGAAGCAACACCGCACCCCGGCCAGCCCUCCACGCCCUCCGCAGCUUCUCCAGUCAAGGCACCAUCCCCUCCUCGCAUAGUGGAACCGUCUCCCCCGAGCUCCAUUUCCCAGCCAUGGCCCCCAUUCCAGGCAUGAGUCGCCAGAGCAGUGUCCGGCGCACUUCCGAGGCCUCGGGCGCCCCCAGCGUCGGAAGCAACAUGUUCGACAUGGGCACUAUGCGCAUGGAAGCGUUCAUCGAUCACCACGCCGAACAGAUGAAUCGGCCACGACCGGCCCCGCGUCAUCGCCAUACUCGCAAGACCUCCAGCCAAUGGAGCGAGCGGCGUUACGAAUUCGACACGCCUUCCGUCGUGGAUAGUGAGAUCUCCUAUCGACCUGGCUCUGAUCCUUUCCGUGGCUUCUAA